AUACUAUACUAGCUUCCUUUGUUCAUUCAAUGGCCAAAAUAUAUCCAGAAACACUCAAGAACUCUUCUUCUUCUUCUUCUUCUUCUUCGUCUUCGUCUUCGUCUUGUUAUGUGACAUCCACAAGAGAAACAUUUACUAUAUGGAUGAAAUCCCUAGUGUAUCAUGGAAAUGGUUGUACUGUUUUUAAUUCUAAAGGUGAUAUUGUUUUUAGAGUUGAUAACUACCAAGAAAGAAAUAGUAAUGAAGUUUUCCUCAUGGAUCUUAGUGGACAAGUUCUCUUCUCUAUUAAAAAAGAGAGACUAAGAUUACUUGGUAGGUGGAGUGGAUAUUUAAGUGGUGGAUUUAAAGGAAAGCCAUGGUUUCAAGUGAGAAGAAAUUGGAAGUAUUCAAAAGGAGAUGUUAUUUGUGAUGUAAAUUUAGGGUGUGAUAAAUCUAUAGGAAGUUGCUAUAAGAUUCAACAAAUCGACAAAAAAUCAUCAUUUAAAAUCUCAAAUAAUACUGGUCAACUUGUCGCAAAGGUAAAUCAAAAGCAAUCAUCAAGAGGAUUUGGGUAUGGUGAUGAUGUGCUAACUCUAGAAGUGGAACCUCAAGUUGAUUACUCAUUUAUUGUGGCUCUUGUGACAAUAUGUGGUUUGAUUAAACACAAAUUAUAAAGAGCACAAUUAGUCUAAAAUUGACUAUUGCAAGAUAUAAUC
Molecule: messenger RNA, 695 nt
Organism: Solanum verrucosum
Lineage: Eukaryota; Viridiplantae; Streptophyta; Magnoliopsida; Solanales; Solanaceae
Product: protein LURP-one-related 11-like
Exons: 3
Coding region: 30-653 (207 amino acids)
Source: RefSeq, a predicted model, not a curated record